Molecule: messenger RNA, 1176 nt
Organism: Impatiens glandulifera
Lineage: Eukaryota; Viridiplantae; Streptophyta; Magnoliopsida; Ericales; Balsaminaceae
Product: insulin receptor substrate 4-like
Exons: 4
Coding region: 804-1139 (111 amino acids)
Source: RefSeq, a predicted model, not a curated record
UAAUCAACUGGCAGGCAAAGGGAAAGGAUAAAAAAACAAACCCUAUUCAAGCCAAUGGUGGAGGAGUAGUCUUGUGGAUUGAGGUAAUAAAGCACUCCCUCCUCGUACCGCAUCUCGUAUUUUGACGUCAAACUGAUAUAGCUACCAAUGUACGAAUCACUCGGGGGAGAAGAAGGCUUCGAAUAUGAUGAUUCGUCGUCCGCCCGCCGUUUCACAUCACACUUCGCCAGAGAAAGAGAGGGGAAAUCUAUCUAUGCACUUUUUUUUCUCUCUAUUUACUCUUGUUAUUAAUCUCUAAACAAACAACAAAUUCUCAAACUCAAAUUAAUCUCUAAACCUAACAUUUUCAAACCAAAACCAAACAGAGAGUAAGCAUAUACAUUCAUUCAUGAAACAUAAAAAACCAAACACAAAAGAAACAUUUUAGUUUAAACUAAUCAAACUCGAAAUUGUCUGCUCUGCUCUCCGCCGCUCCGAGUUCUUCGUCUUCUUUCUUCUCGGUAAGUAUUUUCUUCCUGUCAGUAAGAAUAGAUCAUUAAUUAAUCGAUCAAUAGAUCUUCAUCUUCUUUCUUCUAUCUUGAUCAGAUGAUAAUUAAUCGGUUGAAUAGAUUAUAGUUGAAUCAAUAUCAUUCGAACAGUUCAAUUAUCUUGUGUUUUGCCUCUGUUAGUUUGUUAAUUAGUAGUUUGAUGAAUGUAGUUCUUCCUGUAGAUUUAUAAGUCAUCUCUCUCUCUCUCUCUCUCUCUCUCUCUCUCUGUUAAAUCAAUAUCAUUUGUUCAAUUAUCUGUUGUUUUUCUGUGUGUAGAUGGAUAAUCCUGGACAUGGAGCUGGUCAGAUGGAUAAUCCUGGACAUGGAGCUGGUCAGAUGGAUAAUCCUGGACAUGGAGCUGGUCAGAUGGAUAAUCCUGGACAUGGAGCUGGUCAGGCUAGGUUCAUAAUUGAUUUUUACGAAGAUUUGAUUCAGCAACAGGCGCCCCCCCAGCCACCCCUACCACCGCCCCAACCACCCCUGCCACCGCCCCUACCACCCCUCCUGCCACCCCCCCAGCCACCCUAUAUUGAAUAUGUGUCCAAUAUGGUACUUGUUGCUGUGUCUAUCCAUGCAUUUUAUUAUGCAUGGAUCAUUGUUCAUAAGAAAUAAUGAGUUUAGUUUGAUUUUGUUUUAGAAAAGACUUAUG